Molecule: messenger RNA, 1629 nt
Organism: Lolium perenne
Lineage: Eukaryota; Viridiplantae; Streptophyta; Magnoliopsida; Poales; Poaceae
Source: RefSeq, a predicted model, not a curated record
AACACGCCCAAGUAAGCUGUACAACAUGUAUGCUACGCAGAACGAGGUACACAGGGUACACAGGAUUUCGUACCUCAACAACCGGCCGGCCGUGUGACGAGGCUCGAUUCUUUCUUAGCCCAGCACCGUUCGGCUCAUUCAGCUCCCAAGUGCUUCUUCCUGCAGCCAUCUUUAUCAGAUUUCUGGGGGAACCAAACUGUCGCUGCCCAGAUUUCAGAUCUGGCCUUUGAUUAGUAUCGUACCUCAACAACCGGCCGGCCGUGUGACGUGAACGAGGCUCGAUUCCUUCUUAGCCCAGCACCGUUCGGCUCAUUCAGCUCCCAAGUGCGUUCACGAACCAUUGCUUCUUCCUGCAGCCAUCUUCAUCAGGUAACAGCUUCCUUUAUCAUUUUCUACAAGAAAAUUAAGGUAGUAACAUGGACACCGCACACGUCACGCCAAAGCCUAUGUCGCUUCAUUUAUUACAAGAACUUACAAAUGGUUUCUCUCGGGACCGGAAACUUGGUGGCGGCACGUAUGGAGAUGUUUACCUGGGAGAGCAUAAAAAUGGAGAAAAGAUUGCUGUGAAGGUGCUUAAAGAAGGGUUGGACCUUGACGAUGAGGCAUUUAAGAAGGAGUAUCACAACCUUGCAAAUCUUCACCACAAAAAUGUUGUCCGGUUAGUUGGAUAUUGCCACGAAACUAAGGAAGAAAUUCUACGGUACAAUGGAAGGGUGGUUGUUGCUGAUACCAUUAAAAGGAUGCUUUGCUUCGAUUAUAUGCACAAUGGAAGCCUUGAUAGUUUUAUUUAUGAUGAAUUUAAUGACCGUAAUUGGUGUACACGCUAUGCAAUAAUUAAGGGAAUAUGCGAGGGCUUGGAAUACCUUCAUGAGAAAUUAAAACCUCCUAUGUAUCAUUUAGAUUUAAAACCAGCCAAUAUAUUACUGGACGAGAACAUGUCAGCAAAAAUCGCAGAUUUCGGCGUGUCAAGGCUAUUCUUAGAAGAAAAGACAAGAAAGACAAACAGUGCUCUAGGAACACUUGGGUACAUACCACCAGAGUACAUAAACGAAGGUUUGAUCUCAAUUAAGUUUGAUAUAUUCAGUUUGGGUGUCGUGAUCAUAAAGAUAAUGACCGGACGAGAGGGCUACUUCAGAAUUGCUGAAAUGUCUUCCCAACAAUUCAUUGAGCUCGUACAUAUGGACUGGAUGAAUAGGCUACAACCGAUAUCAGUGCACGUAUAUUCUGGACAAGUAAGGAGAUGCAUCGAAAUAGCUUUAAAUUGUGUGGAGGCUGGCCGACACAAAAGGCCAAGUAUUGGGUUAAUCGUCAGUGCUUUUAAUAAGACGGAAUCUUGUGUCCAGAUCCUUGAUGCGUUAAGAAAUGACUCAGCCUCAUCGAUCAACCAGGCCACGGAAACACAUGGAGGGAAGAGCAGAUCGACCGCAGGAGAGCUUGGGAGGCGAUGUCCGGCGGCUGCUUACCGUCAGCGUGUCCGGCGGCUGCUUCCAGCGAUGGAUAGCAGUGGCUUCGAGGCGGCACAUAUGAUCGUGCGAGACUGCGAGGGGACGUGUGGCGUAUGCGUGAGAGAUUGGAUGCAGGAUUAGCGGGAGGUGGAACAUAUUAGGGAAAAAAAACCGUGCGUAAUUG